Messenger RNA from Pseudonaja textilis, 2827 nucleotides. NCBI's taxonomy places the organism in Eukaryota, Metazoa, Chordata, Lepidosauria, Squamata, Elapidae. The record is from RefSeq and is a predicted model, not a curated record.
AUGGUGAGUAUCUUUCCCGGCGGUGCCGCAUCUUUGGGGCGCUUCAUCUUUGGGCUUUCAGGAGCCGCCUCCAUCCGGAAGGUCUGGAGUUGUUCUGGAUGUUUCUGCAUAUUUCACAUGCCAUGCCUACAAAAGUGGGCGAAGGAUAGCCUUUUCUUAGUAUCUUCCCCUCUGACAGAUGAUGAUUUUGGGAAAAAAGAUUAUCCAUGGCCCUGUCCAAAAUGCAGGUUUGAAUACAAGCGAUCUGAGAUUCCUACUCGAUACUACUGCUAUUGUGGGAAGACUGAAGAUCCACCUCUGGAUCCCUGGCUGGUUCCACAUUCCUGUGGCCAGGUCUGUGAGAGACAUUUCAAACCUUCUUGUGGACACAGGUGUCUAUUGCUUUGUCAUCCAGGUCCUUGUCCACCUUGCCCAAAGAUGGUCAUAAUAACUUGCUACUGCCAAAAGGCUAAGCCAUUGCCACGGAGAUGCAGCAUGAAAGAAUGGUCUUGUCAACUGCCCUGUGGGAGAAAGUUGCCCUGUGGGCAACACAACUGUGGAAAUCCUUGUCAUCCAGGGGAUUGCCAACCAUGCCCUAGAGUCAGCAAACAAAGUUGUGUCUGUGGUAAACAAGUAGCAGAAAGACAGUGUGCAAGUCCUUUAUGGCAGUGCGAUGAGAUUUGUGGGCGAACCUUGUCUUGUGGCUAUCACGUUUGUGAACAAAUUUGCCAUCGCGGCUCCUGUGGAGAAUGUCCCAGAUCUGGGAGAAGGUCUUGUCCUUGUGGGAAAUCAAAAUUUUCUUUGCCGUGUACUGAAGACGUGCCUACUUGUGGAGAUAGUUGCGACAAAGUCCUUGAAUGUGAGAUUCAUAGAUGUUCACAACGCUGCCAUCGAGGUGCUUGCGAAAUCUGUAGACAGGAAGUUGAAAAGCAGUGUCGUUGUGGAAAGCAUACGAAGCAAAUGCCCUGCCAUAAACCAUACCUCUGUGACACCAAGUGUACAAAAAUACGGGAUUGUCAGAAACACCAGUGCAAGAGAAAGUGUUGUCCUGGAAAUUGUCCGUCGUGUGAUCAAGUCUGUGGUCGAACGUUAGGAUGUCGUAAUCACAAAUGUCCUUCAGUCUGCCAUAGAGGCAGCUGCUAUCCAUGCCCUGAAACUGUGGAUGUGAAGUGCAAUUGUGGCAAAACUGUUCUCAAAGUACCCUGUGGGAGAGAACGUACCACCAAGCCCCCCAGAUGCAAAGAAUUCUGCAGGCAGCCACCAACUUGCCAUCACCUUAGCCGAGAGAAACACAGUUGCCAUUUUGGCCCUUGCCCUCCUUGCCAUCAGAUCUGCAAGAAAGUUUUGGAAAAGUGUGGCCACUUGUGCCCCGUUUCUUGCCACGACGAAGCCCUUGUAAAGCAAACUGACUUGCAUCAACCCGCAGGCCCCUGGGAGCAGCCCACCGCGCCUGCUUUUAUCCAGAAAGCACUGCCUUGUCCUCCAUGCAAAGUCCCGAUACCGACGCAAUGCCUUGGAAAACACGAGGCGGGUCCAGAAUGUUCUCAGUGUGAAGAAGGAUGUUCCAAGCCACGGCCAGCUGGGUGCUCUCAUGCAUGCCCUCUGCCAUGCCAUCCUGGAGAAUGUCUGCCCUGUGCCCAAAUGAUCCGAAUAAAAUGUCACUGCAAACUGACAAGCCUGUAUAUUGAAUGCAUAAAAAUCACUAAUGCUGACGCAGAAGAAAAAGAAGAGCUGUGUUCCUGCAAAAACCAGUGCCCCAAGGAGCUACCUUGUGGUCAUCGAUGUAAGGAGGUUUGUCACCUAGGGGAAUGUUGUCAGAAUUGCAAUCAGAAGGUUAAGAUCCGUUGUCCUUGUAAGAGACUCAAAAAGGAACUUCUGUGCAGUGAAGUUCGUGAAGGUCAGUGUUACUUGGAGUGUGAUGUGGUAUGCCAAGAAAUGAAACGGAAAGCUUCUGAGAUUAAGGAAGCCGAGGCUAGAGCGGCCAUCGAAGAGGAAAAACGAAGACAGCAGGCAGAACUGGAGGCUUUUGAAAAUAGGUUGAAAGGACGUCGGAAGAAUAAGAGGAAAAAGGAUGAGGUUGAAAUUGAACAACCUUUAUGGCAAAAGUAUAAGAAUAUGAUUUUGCUGCCAGUCUGUGGAAUUAUUGUUUUAAUGAUGGCCUGGUUCCUAGCAUACAAUAAUUGAAGACUUCAUUACUUCUGCAUGCUUCUGUGUAAAGAAUUGGUAAAAUGUUCUGUGUUCUACAUUGAGAAUUAAUGGUCUUUGGUGUUUUUCAAUAAUUUCACUUAAUAGAACAAAACCUAUUUCAGUUUUUACCUCAGAAUCACUUCAAAAUAUUUUGUGGUGAUCAUACUAUACUUAGUCCUAGGCAAAUAUGCCAAGUUCUUUAGAACGUUUGAAUAAGAUUAAUCAUGUAUUGCUUCUCUGACAUUAUUUUGUUUCAGGUUAACUGUGAGGGUUGCCAGUGCUUAGUUGUUUUGAAGAAUGUUCAUAAGCAUGAUCGCUUGGUGAUUUAAACAUAGCUUAAAGUCGGUUUAGUACACUUGCACAGUCCUUGCAGGUGUAUAGUUUAGCAGCUAGCUAAAUGAAAUUUCAGAAUUUUACUUUAAGCAUUCUGUGCUCUGAUCCAUUUUUGCUAAUUAUAUAAUCAAAUAGCAGCUCUUUCUGUAUUAGGCAAUUUCUACUGUGAUUGCCACAAUAGUCUGUAUAAAUGGCUUCUUCUUUAGAUUUCUUCUGCUGAAGAAAGCUGAAAGGCUUCCAAACCAUAGUAUAUAAAACUAAUAUCUCUGCCCCUCUGAAAAACUGUUUUCAUAAUGAAAAUGUACUUUAAAUAAAUUAUUAUCUCUGU